Molecule: messenger RNA, 702 nt
Organism: Laccaria bicolor S238N-H82
Lineage: Eukaryota; Fungi; Basidiomycota; Agaricomycetes; Agaricales; Hydnangiaceae
Exons: 4
Coding region: 1-702 (233 amino acids)
Source: RefSeq, a predicted model, not a curated record
AUGAGUACUCAUUCUCAAUCCCCUGAACCAUCUGCCCCACUUUCCAGUCAAACCAAGCACCAUGGGUCCGGGAGGCAUUGGACCGAUGAAGAAAGUGCUGUAUUGGAAAAACAUCGGGAGGAGUACAGAGACGCCAACGACGCUGCUCGUGCUGAGAUAUUUUCUCGAGUUUUGCAAGACAUGCUCGACAUACUCCUCAAUGGAAAAUCGUUCAAGAAGGAAGAAAGAUCAGCUGUUAAAAAAGAUAUUAAAGAGUGGUUUGCCCGGUACAGUCGUAAGAGAAGUCAGAAAAUGCCGAGGAUGGGAAAGUCGUGGCACGCCCGGCGUGUGUUCCAGCAUGAGAACAAGGAUGCCAUCAAUACCGAAGCGAAAAGGCUUUGUGCCGAAGCCAUUGAAGAGGGACAAAAGAGGCCUAAAGGGGGAGAUCCCACUCAUUUUGAUUUUCGGGAGCGGGUCGUGACUCAAAUGAUGGGAAAACUGAAGAAAAGGGAGAAAGACGUACUGCAGAGGACGGCCGAGGAGUACAACAAGAAGGGAGUUGACCCGGAACUCAAGUCCAAUGAAGCCUCUGCUCUCUCUCUCCUCAAAUUGUUUGCUAGCCCUGUCCUAGAAACAUCCCUCAACAUUUCCAGAGUGUUAUCGAUCCAUGUAUACCAAUCAUGCUCCGGCCUUGCCGGGGCGAUUGGUAUACUCUCAAUGUAA